Molecule: messenger RNA, 2825 nt
Organism: Magallana angulata
Lineage: Eukaryota; Metazoa; Mollusca; Bivalvia; Ostreida; Ostreidae
Exons: 13
Coding region: 138-1520 (460 amino acids)
Source: RefSeq, a predicted model, not a curated record
UUCGGGGUUUUCAAAAAAUAAUCAAAUAUGUCUGCGACCAUGAAAAAGUAAACAGUUUACAGAAAUAUUUCGAAAUAAGUCUUGGAGAAGAGAGUUUAUCCCAUUUAUUUCAUUAACGAGAGUAGAAAGGCCAUGUUAUGUACCAGAAAAGUGAAAUGUCAAAAGUGAUAUCAUUUAGGAAGUGGCAGCUGCUCUUCUUGUUGGUGUCCAUUAUUCUUCUGCUGUAUUUGGUAACCUCCUUCCUACGUCCGUCCAAAAAAAAUGUACCAUCGGCUACAACACACAUAAACAGCCAUUACAUAGAGUGGCCUGAAUUACGAGUGGCCGAUGAUUCUGAGGCAUGGUUCAAGAAGUACUGUAUGAAGUCUGAAUCACCUUUGUCACUGGAGAAUUACCCAGAGAUAAUAGAAGUAUGGAAGAGUUCUACAGACUUACCCUGCAUGGACAUGUACAAAAGGUUUUCUGCAAUUUUCACUAUCACUGAGAAUCCAGCAAAAGUAGUUAUACCAGAAACCUUUGCCACAAAGGUCAAAGGUUGGCUGGGAGGAAAUGAAAAACUCUUCAACAAUGUGAAAGAUCAGAGAAUCUUAUUCAUUUACAAUGAAUACACAAGAGAGGAGAAUGUCUACAAUCCCUUGAGAGAGAAAAGACCCAUGUCUAAGCCACCAAGACCAGAGAGGGAAUAUGUUGAAGAAAUAUCAGAGAAAACUGCACAGACAUGUGAUUUCUGUCGAUACAAGACAAACACUGCGGAGGAUGUAUUUGGGCGGGUGGAGGGGGAGUUUUCCUUUACGGCAGCCAAUACGUUCAAGCUGGACCACUGGCACACCCUGUCACUCAUCAAGAAGCACCACCCCCUUAACUGGACAAACACCCAGUUUAUGGACCUCAUGAAAACAUCUCAGAAAUGGUUACAGAAAGCUUAUGCAAUAGACCGUAGCUACAAGUACCCCAUGUUGAUCUGGGACAUGCUGCCUCACGGUGGGGCAAGUCAGAUUCAUCCACAUGUCCAUAACUUCCUGGAUAGAACCAGAUAUCAAGGGGCUGUGGAGAACUGGAGAAUGGCAGCUAACCUGUACACAAAGGACCAUCCUAAGAACAACUAUUUCUCAGAUCUCAUCAUGAUCCACAUGUCCUUGGGGCUAGGAGUGAAGUACGGCAAAGCCGUGGCUUUGGCAUCUCUGGUUCCUAAGAAGGACAAUGAAGUCAUCAUCAUCAGUGAGGAGGCUGACCAAGACUUCUUUGAUCUUCUGUAUUUUACUUAUAGAGCUUUCAUUGAUGACAUGGAGAAACUGUGCUACAGUUCAGGGAUAGGGCUUCCCAGCUUGGACCCAGAAGAUAGACUGGGGCGUAUUCCUGCGUUUGCCCGUCUUAUCACCAGGGGCCCAGUGGAGGAUAUCAGGUCCGAUAUCAGCUCACUGGAACUAUUUACGGCUCAAAAUGCUAACACAGACCCCUACAAAGUGAUACAGUUUAUUAGAAAUUCCAUCGAGAAACGUGACCGGCGACACAAGAGUUAACCCCCGGCCUUGCUUGCUAAAUAUUUAUUUAUUCGGUGUGACUGAGAUUAGUGAACCAUGAUGACUUUUAAUGCUCAAGUUUGUUUGUAUGUCUUUGUAUCUUCCAAGUGAUGAUUUUAAUGUAAAAAACAAGAGUACAUUUAUAGGUAUAACUAUUUUGUGUAUGUUUCAUGUGAGUGGGAAUUUUUUUUUUCUAGAUGUGAUCAGCUAUGUAGAAAUUUAAUGGUUUUGCAAAGAAGUCAUAAUAAAUUGUUCAGGGUGUAUAGAUACAUGUAUGUAUUUAAUAUAUUUUGUGCAGAUUUUAAUGAGACCAAAAUAAAUAAAUAGUUUAGCUCCAGUUCCUAGACUGACAUUAAGGUCAGACAACAUGUUCCUCAGUUUUGUAUAACUUUUUCUAGGAAUUUGAUAUUGAUUUACUAUACUACUUUGACAAGCUUUCUUGCUAAAAAUUCGGGUACCUUACCAGGCAUUUGUGCAGGAUACUAGAUUAUGCAAUUUUUUAUAUCAUCUUGUUGAAAAUACAUUUGAAUUGCUGAUAUAAUAAUUUUUGCAUAUAUGGGUGUAUAUAUAUAUUUUUUUCCUGGAAAUUUUAAUCAUUUUAAAAUGAUAAUAAAUAAUCAAGGAGAUACCAAAAAGAUGCUCGAGGAACAUGUCGUCUGACCUUAAUUACCGUAUGUACGUUGUAAGCUGGCCCUAUAAACUUUGUAGUAACAUUUUGUGUUCCUCUGUGAUACAUGGCCUGAUUCAGGGUCUCUCUGUGAUAUUCACAGUUUAAGUCAGUCGAUAUCAUUUCACGACAACUUUGCUUCUAUAAUGUAAUAGUGCUGACAUUUUCUUGCUCUCGAUAUACAUGCAGUAGUGUUGUAUACACGGGUUGAAAUAUGUGUUCUAAAUACCUGCACUCACACGGUACUUUGAGGUGCUUUGAGUAAUUCAGUUCUGUAGAAAAUGUAAUGUAUAUUACAUGUAAUAUAUUAAUAUAUCAUUCCAAUACAUGAGAAUUGUUUUAUCUUAAUUAAAGAUUAUACUGUUUUAGACGGUAGGAACUUGCACAAGUCCCUGUUGAAUCUAUUUUUAAAAAAAAAUUUAAAAACUGACAAGGAAAAUUAUUGUUGUAGCAUAUCUUUAACAUCAAUAUAACACAAUCUAUAUUUUUGGUAAAAUGUGCCAUUUUGGAUAUCAAGUUUCUACUUUGUGUUUUGCUUUAGGAUCCUUUUUUGCACAAAAUGUAUGCUGUUUUUAUUUUUAAAAUAUUUUUUUUUUCAUGUACUUCAUUACAUAAUAAAAAUAUAUAUUUAAUGGUUA